Messenger RNA from Cylicostephanus goldi, 612 nucleotides. NCBI's taxonomy places the organism in Eukaryota, Metazoa, Nematoda, Chromadorea, Rhabditida, Strongylidae. The record is from the annotation of a GenBank genome assembly.
GUAUGCACCAUGACAUUCUCAUCAUGGACCUAUGACCAAAAGGGCAUCGAUUACUUUCCAUAUUCGGAGAAAAUUGGAACAUCAAACUACCUAGAAAACGAAGGGUGGUAUAUUCUAAAGACCAAGAUCACUCGAAACGAGGUGAAAUAUAGCUGUUGUCCAAAUAAAUACACUCUUCUACAAUUAACUCUCUAUCUGCGACGGAAACCGCUUUUCUACAUCGUGAAUUUGAUAAUUCCGACUUCUAUAAUUACUUUAAUAGCUAUCGUUGGAUUUUUCACCACCUCAUCAGCAAGUGGAAUGCGAGAAGAAAAGGUAUCGCUUGGUAUAACAACAUUACUUUCAAUGUCUAUCCUCAUGUUGAUGGUCUCGGAUCAAAUGCCAACAACAUCGACUUUCAUUCCUCUGAUUGGAUGGUUCAUACUCGCUAUGAUAAUCGUCAUCUCAUUGGGUACGGUAGUGUCAUCAAUUAUCAUUGCCAUACAAAAACGUGGAAGCCAUGGCGAGCGAUUAUCGAAGGGUGUCCUGAGGUGCUCAGCCAAUCACAGCAGAGCUACAGAUUGCAAAGAUUAUCGCAUACGUGACUUGCACAUCAUUGCCAUCACAUAUUGA